GGCGCGUGCUACCAGGUCGGGAGCGCGCGGGUGUGUCGGGAGCGCGCCGUGCCCGCGCUGCCUGCGCCCAGUCCGUCCGGAGCUGCUGCUGCUGCGUGCCGGCGCUGUAACGUCACGCCGAAUGGCGGCGUGCUGAGGAGUUCAACGGAAUAACGCGAAGCAGUCUCAUGUUGAGGAAGACCUCCGACCUCCGUGCUCCGGUCCAGACUGGAUUCUAACAUUCGCUUCUGCAUUUCUGCAUUUCUGCAUUUCUGCCGUAUGAUAAACACCGCCCACCUAGCUCUCACGCGCGCUCCGUGAUUUGCACCUCUAAUCGGGUCUUUAAAAAAAAAGAAAAAAAAAAGAAAAGACACGCACCGGACAGCCAUGGCCGAGCGCAACUCCAGCGGCUUGAUGAUGAUGAUGAUGAUGGUGGAGCCGAGCCUCCCGGCGGAGGUGCGCGAGAAGCUGGCCGAGCUCGAGCUCGAGCUCUCUGAAGGAGACAUUACACAGAAGGGCUAUGAGAAGAAGAGAGGAAAGCUGCUAGCACCCUACAUACCGCAGAUACAAGGCGUAGACCCCUCUCUGCAGACGGAUCCCCGGAUCCCAGCGUCCUCUCAGGCGGCUCCUCUCACUUCCAAACAGAACAAACCCAGAGCGGCCAACUCACGGGACGAGCGUUUCAGAUCUGACCUGCACACAGAAGCAGUGCAAGCAGCUUUAGCGAAAUACAAAGAGAGAAAAAUGCCAAUGCCCUCAAAGAGACGGUCUGUUCUCGUCCAGUCCUCCGUGGAAGCCUGUACACCACCUGACACAUCCUCAGCAUCAGAGGAUGAGGGACGCGUGGCGUCGUCAUCGCCGUUCCAGGCACCAAAUCCGAACGUGGAACACUGGUUCAACCGCGUCAUCCAUCACCACUGCUCAUCCACUUCCUCCUCCGCCUCCUCCACCUCAUCGUACCCGGGUGGGCGGAGCCAGCACAGCACUAACUCCGCCUCAAACUCCGCCACAGCUGCUACUGUUCUGGCAGACGUCAUGGCUCACACACAGCUUGAUAACCACUGUGCUCCUCCGGAUGUCACAGGGCUGUCUGAGCGUUCGCAGGUAGCCUCGGUGAGAGGUCUUCCCCGCGGAUACACACACACACACCCCAGCAGCGCUAUGGACACGGCUGACGGUGUCCCCGUGAACAGUCGUGUUUCGUCUAAAAUCCAGCAGCUCUUGAACACACUGAAGAGACCCAAGCGGCCCCCGCUGCGUGAGUUCUUCCUGGACGAUUUCGAGGAGCUCCUGGAUGUCCAGCAGCCGGACCCAAACCAGCCCAAACCGGAGGGGGUCCAGAUGACUCCUCUGCAUGGUGAGCUGUUAGACGUGGGGACAAAACGUCCGCCGUCGCUCCUGGCCUCUCUGCAGCGAUGGGGCACUACACACCCUAAAAGUCCCUGUCUCACUUCACUGGACAACACGGGCAAACCCCUCUACACCCUCACAUACGGGAAGUUAUGGACACGCAGUCAGAAACUAGCAUACACACUUCUGAACAAACUCAGCUCCCGGAAUGAACCACUGCUGCGGCCUGGGGACAGGGUCGCCCUCGUUUUCCCCAACAACGACCCUGUGAUGUUCAUGGUGGCGUUUUACGGCUGUCUGCUGGCAGAGUUAGUGCCUGUGCCCAUAGAGGUGCCACUUACACGAAAGGAUGCGGGCAGUCAGCAGAUCGGGUUUCUCUUAGGCAGCUGUGGCGUGACUCUGGCUUUAACUACUGAUGUGUGUCAGAAAGGCCUUCCUAAAGCUCACACUGGAGAGGUGGCCACGUUUAAAGGUUGGCCCCGUUUGCUCUGGUUUGUUACUGAUGGCAAACAUGUUGUGAAACCCCCUAAAGACUGGAAUCCUCCAAUCAGAGACAGCAGCAAUGAGACAGCCUACAUUGAGUAUAAGACGAGUAAGGAAGGCAGCACGAUGGGCAUCACCGUGUCACACGCCGCCAUGUUGGCUCACUGCCAUGCACUGACGCAGGCCUGCGGGUACACCGAGGGUGAGACCAUCACUAAUGUUCUGGACUUUAAACGUGAUGCAGGCCUUUGGCAUGGUGUUCUCACUAGUGUGAUGAACCGGAUGCAUGUGAUCAGCAUCCCAUAUUCCCUGAUGAAGGUCAACCCUUUGAGCUGGAUCCAAAAAGUACACACCUACAAAGCACGCGUUGCCGUGGUGAAGUCGAGGGACAUGCACUGGUCACUGCUGUCUCAGAGAGAUCAGAGAGACGUCAGUCUGAGCUCAUUACGCAUGCUGAUUGUGGCAGACGGAGCCAAUCCUUGGUCGAUCUCCUCCUGCGAUGCUUUCUUGAACGUGUUUCAGGCUCGAGGUUUGAGGCCUGAAGUGAUUUGUCCGUGUGCCAGCUCAGCCGAGGCUCUGACUGUCGCCAUCCGCAGGCCUCCAGAAAUGGGAAUCCCUCCUCCGGGUAAAGCGGUUCUCUCCAUGAGCAGUCUGAGUCACGGCGUGAUCCGAGUCGACACGGAGGAGAAACUGGCGGUGCUCACGCUGCAGGAUGUAGGACAAGUGAUGCCCGGAGCCCUGGUGUGUGUGGUGCGACCGGAAGGGACGCCGUACCUCUGCAGGACGGACGAGGUGGGUGAGAUCUGUGUGAGCUCCUGCACUACGGGCGUGUCCUACUACGGCCUGACGGGCAUCACCAAGAACGUGUUUGAGACGAUUCCGAUGACGGCGUCUGGCUCUCCCGUUACCGAUCGACCGUUCACUCGCACCUCGUUGCUCGGCUUCAUCGGACCGGACGACCUGCUGUUUGUUGUAGGGAAGAUGGACGGGCUGAUGGUGGUCAGUGGGCGGAGACAUAACGCUGAUGAUGUAGUGGCGACUGCACUGGCGGUGGAGCCGAUGAAAUUCGUCUACAGAGGACGGAUUGCCGUGUUCUCUGUGUGUGUGCUCCACGAUGAGAGGAUCGUCGUGGUAGCGGAACAGAGACCGGACGCAUCCGAGGAGGACAGCUUUCAGUGGAUGAGCCGAGUGCUGCAGGCGAUAGACAGCAUCCAUCAGGUGGGUGUGUACUGCCUGGCGCUGGUUCCCGCUAACACACUCCCCAAAGCAGCGCUCGGUGGGAUUCAUGUGUCGGAGACGAAGCAGCGUUUCCUGGAGGGAGCGCUGCACCCCUGCACCGUGCUCAUGAGUCCUCACACCUGCAUCACCAACCUGCCCAAACCCCGCCAGAAGCAACCAGAGGUGGGUCCUGCCUCCAUGAUUGUGGGGAACCUGGUUGCUGGGAAGCGAAUCGCUCAGGCCUGUGGGAGAGACGUGACUCAGUUGGAGGACCAUGAUCAGUUUCUGUACAUGCAGGAUGUUCUGCAGUGGAGAGCUCAGGCCACGCCCGAUCACCCGCUGUUCCUGCUGCUCAACGCCAAGGGCGCCGUGGCGAGCAGCGCGUCCUGCGUGCAGCUCCAUAAGCGCGCUGAGCGCGUCGCUGUGGCGCUCAUAGAGCGUGGCAGACUGAACGCAGGAGAUCACGUCGCACUGGUUUACCCACCCGGCAUCGACCUGAUCGCUACGUUUUAUGGCUGUCUGUACGCCGGCUGUGUUCCAGUAACGGUCCGUCCUCCCCACCCACAGAACCUGGCCACGACGCUCCCCACCGUCAAGAUGAUUGUCGAGGUCAGUAAGUCAGUGUGUAUCCUGACCACACAAGCAAUAAUGAAGCUCCUGAAAUCCAAAGAAGCCUCAGCUGCCGUGGAUGUAAAAACAUGGCCGAUGGUACUCGACACAGAUGAUCUGCCCAGGAAGAAACUCUCGCAGGUCUACAAGCCGCCGACGCCGGAGAUGCUCGCGUACCUGGACUUCAGUGUGUCCACUACAGGCAUACUCGCUGGAGUGAAGAUGUCCCACGCUGCUACCAGUGCCUUGUGUCGCUCCAUAAAGCUGCAGUGUGAGUUGUACCCUUCACGACAGAUCGCCAUCUGCUUGGACCCUUACUGCGGCCUCGGCUUCGCUCUCUGGUGCCUCUGCAGCGUAUACUCAGGACACCAGUCUGUUCUGGUCCCUCCUCUGGAGUUAGAGAGUAACGUGUCAGUGUGGCUCUCGGCUGUGAGUCAGUAUAAAGUCCGCGUCACCUUCUGCUCUUAUUCAGUGAUGGAGAUGUGCACUAAAGGCCUGGGCUCUCAGACCGAAGCUCUGCGGUUACGAAACAUCAACCUGUCGUGUGUGCGCACCUGCAUGGUGGUGGCCGAGGAGAGACCCCGCAUCGCUCUCACUCAGUCUUUCUCCAAGAUCUUUAAGGACCUGGGCCUCUCGCCUCGCGCUGUCAGCACCACCUUCGGCUGCAGAGUCAACGUGGCCGUCUGCCUUCAGCCCAACAGACUGGGCAACCUGGCUGAUCAGGGUACAGCUGGUCCUGAUCCCACCACCGUCUAUGUGGACAUGAGAGCACUUCGACAUGACAGAGUGCGGCUCGUUGAAAGAGGCUCUCCACACAGUCUGCCUCUGAUGGAGUCGGGGAAGAUCCUGCCUGGUGUAAAAGUAAUCAUUGCUCACACAGAGACCAAAGGACCGCUCGGAGACUCUCAUCUCGGAGAGAUCUGGGUUAGCAGCCCCCACAAUGCCACAGGAUAUUACACGGUUUACGGCGAAGAGGCGCUGCACGCCGAUCACUUCUGCACCAAGCUGAGUUUCGGUGACACGCAGACCGUAUGGGCGCGGACGGGAUACCUAGGCUUCCUGCGCAGGACGGAACUCACCGACGCCAGCGGAGAACGGCAUGAUGCCCUGUACGUAGUAGGAUCUCUGGAUGAGACGCUGGAGCUCAGAGGGAUGCGCUAUCACCCCAUUGAUAUUGAAACCUCUGUCAUCAGAUCACAUAAGAGCAUCGCUGAGUGUGCCGUGUUCACGUGGACUAACCUGCUGGUGGUGGUGGUGGAGCUGGAAGGCUUGGAGCAGGAGGCUCUGGAUCUCGUUCCCCUCGUCACCAACGUGGUUUUGGAGGAGCACUACCUGAUCGUGGGCGUGGUGGUGGUGGUCGACCCGGGCGUCAUUCCCAUCAACUCUCGUGGGGAGAAGCAGCGCAUGCACCUGCGCGAUGGCUUCCUCGCCGAUCAGCUCGACCCCAUUUACGUGGCCUACAACAUGUGAAACCAGGAGGGGGAAAAAAACACAGAAAGAAAGUGACACAGGAACUGAGACGGUUUCUCCUUCUGCACAUGAUGAAUGAACAUGAUGGAACUAUGCAGUGUGUGUGUGUGUGUGUGUGGGUGUGUUUUCCUCUAAGGAAGACUGUUACAAUGCCUCUGAUACAAAACAGUGUCUCCCCAUUUCAUAACUAACUGACUGCGUACCAUUUUGGUUUUGUCGUCAUUUCAAAUAUCAGGUUAAAGGAACAUUAAAAUAUAUACAAUUUUCCAUUCGGUUAAAUGAUUUUUUGGGUUUUUUUUUUUUUUUUUGGAUCUAUGAAGCCAAUGUAGUUAACAAAUAAUGGAAGUCUACCUCACUCAAAACUAUCUGUCUCGCCCAAAUUGUCAUAUCAUAUCGAUUGGCUGUGUAAUCUCAUUUUAAGAAAAUAAAAAAAACUGUAGUGAAUUGUAUUGUACUACUACAGUACCUCUACAGUACCUUCAUAUUUUGGGUGUACAGGCAUUGGUCCAAGAUGGCCGCCACCUAUAAUGUUACAGCGUUCCAAGAGAGAAUGAAAUUUUAUGUAUGCUUAUAGAUUACAGUCAGGACUGGCUGGUCUUAAGCCCUUCAUCUCUGUAAAUAACGCUACGUGCCGCAUUUGUCUUUCUUUCUGUUGAUAAAUAGCUCCGUUCGGGGCCGCAUGUCUCUCCAUGACUAUCGGUGCAAGUAUUCGUACUCGCGCAGCAGCCGCGUCACAGCUCGAGUGCGCCAGACCAAACCUAUUUACACUCCGUCCCCAUCUAUAAAAGCUCACGGUUUCACUCCGAGAGUUCUCAUGGCUGAAAUGUAACGCACCUGUAAGCGGAUAUUUGAAUUGGAUCGCAAUGUUUAGAUAAGAUAAGAUAAGAUAAUAGUUUAUCAAUCCCCAGAUGGAGAAAUUAGGGAUUACGGUACAGUACUUUCGGAGUCUGAAUUCGGAUCGACGAAAAUGGGCGCGUGUAAAAGCACCUAAUGAGUAUUUGUGUUCCUGUGCGUAUUAGUUUUACACCUAUGCUCAUACAAUGAGAAGCCACGCUUCUGAUUCAGGCUGCAGUUUAAUUCCCGAUAACGUCGUUUUCCCAGCCAGCCGUCACAUGGCGUCCAGAACUGGUUGCGGUUUGAGUCAGGUAUUUAUGCGAAUGAUUUUGAGUGAGAGAGACUUUCUAUUAGCUACAUUAACCUCGUAGCUCUAGCGGAAAAACUAUAGAUGCAGACUUCAGACAUCAAACGUUUUUUUUUUAACAUGUUUUGAAGUCCGGAGGAAACGAUCUUCAUAUUCGAUCCCAGAGCAGAACUUUUCUCAAACUCUCACUUCUCGGCACGUGCCAAUGUGCAAAGAAUCAUGGGGGGGCGGGAGGAGACGUCCGUUCGUCAGGACUGCAGCUACCAAGAAGAAGCGUGAGAACUUAAUGCACUCCAGCUCUAAAGCGAGGUGGUUUCGUCGUAUUCCGACACACUGACACGCUUCGAGUCUUUACUACGACGUGAGAGAUUUUACAGAAAACCGAAAGUGCGAUACGACGAGAGCCUGAUCUGAUAUCGUGGUGUGUGUACUAUAGCGGCACUGCUAUUGUCUGGGUUUGAUGCUCAGGAGUGCGGUUUUUCUCUUUUGCUUGCACACAGUGUACACACAGCUUUAAAAUAACUCAACGCUAAUUAGGCUAGACACCUAGCAAAACAAGCUAAAUUUGAGCAAAACAAGCCCCAAGCUGUGUUAUUAACCACAUCCUUCAAAGGAUCAUUUAUAUAGGCAAAUUUUUUAAAUUUAUUUAUUUAUUUAGUGCUCACACAACACUACUGUUUGAUAACUAGCAUGUUAGUCUUACUAGCUAGCAUGCUAGUCAGACAGGUAAGGUGAGUGUGUGUUACCUUAGCUAGUUCAUUUUAACCACAGUAUCACUUCUGGCGAUCUACAAACCAUACGAUUUUAAACAAAACAACCACCAUUAGGUACACAACUAGCUAUCCGGCUACAUUUGUAAACGUUCUGCUCAGUAUGAUGCGCUAUGAUGGUUUAUGAACACGCAAUGUUUGUCAGAACUCUCAUGGGGACGUUGGUCCGGUGUACUAAUACUAUAUGUGAAGCUGUCCUCAAAUCUGUCCUAAAUGAGGAACUCGGACCUUCGAUUUUUUUUUCUUUUCUUUUCUUUUUGUCAGUGAACGUUAUAGCAUUGUGUCUAAUGUGAAGUACUUUGCAGUUACUGUUUUCAGGAGUUUUGGAAUAAGACUCCUACGUAAAGACUCUACGUUAACGUUAAUAACACAGUUCUGUGUGUGCAAUUGGGAAAAACUGUAACGAACUGAAUUGAAGUAUCACCAUCAUUCAGCUUUAUGUUGACGCCUUUAUGGGCCACCAUACUUACUUCAACAGCAAAUCAGAAGACACGACAGCAAUCACGUAUAGUAACGAUCAUCAGGGGUGUAGCAAGACGUGAAAUUCACAUUCGAUACAGGAUACGGUGGUGUCUCGAUGCGAUAUCAAUACAGAGAAAUAUACGUAUUGAAUGAAAGCGUGCUUUUGAUUUCCGUUUUUGAAUCGAUCCAAAUGUUUAAGAUGAACAGUUACGGAAGCCCUUAUUUGAUUCUUUCUCGUUUUCUCGUGCUCUCGUCAUGACUUCAUUUUUGUAUGUUCUCGAAAUAACAACAUGUUUUUAGUUGUUCUGGGGGCAGCAGAAGCGUAGCGCGAUCCCGGAGCAGGGGACACCCAUCACUCUUCAUGCGGAGAUAAGGUCCAUCUCUACAGCGGGUAGUUAUUACAUAUAUGAUGAUGAUGAUGAUGAUGAUGAUGGCAAAGACAACAACAUGCAUACAAUACCAGUCCCAUUCACAAGGCGUGAGAUUUUCUCCUGAUAAAAUGAUGUUGUGAGAAAACAACUUUUGCUAUGUCGAAAUCACGAGUAAACAAUUUUUGUUAAGUCAUAAUCACGAGUAAAUAACGUCGAAAUCACGAGUAAACAACUUUUGUUAAGUCGAAAUCACGAGUAAACAGCUUUUGUUAUAUUGAAAUCACGAGUAAACAACUUUUGUUAAGUCGAAAUCACGAGUAAACAACUUUUGUUAAGUCGAAAUCAUGAGUAAACAACUUUUGUUAAGUCGAAAUCACGAGUAAACAACUUUUGUUAAGUCGAAAUCACGAGUAAACAACUGUUAUUUCGAAAUCACGAGUAAACAACUUUUGUUUAGUCGAAAUCACAAGUAAACAACUUUUUGUUAAGUCGAAAUCACGAGUAAACAACUUUUGUUUAGUCGAAAUCACGAGUAAACAACUUUUGUUUAGUCGAAAUCACGAGUAAACAACUUUUUGUUAAGUCGAAAUCACGAGUAAACAACUUUUGUUUAGUCGAAAUCACGAGUAAACAACUUUUGUUUAGUCGAAAUCACGAGUAAACAACUUUUUGUUAAGUCGAAAUCACAAGUAAACAACUUUUUGUUAAGUCGAAAUCACGAGUAAACAACUUUUUGUUAAGUCGAAAUCACGAGUAAACGUUUUGUCAUGUCGAAAUCACGAGUAAACAUUUUUUGUUAAGUCAAAAUCACGAGUAAACUGUUAUUUCGAAAUCGCAAGUAAACAACUUUUGUUAAGUCGAAAUCACGAGUAAACAACUGUUAUGUUGAAAUCAGGAGUAAACAACUUUUAUGUCGAAAUCACGAGUAAACAACUUUUGUUAUAUUGAAAUCACAAGUAAACAACUUUUUGUCAUGUCGAAAUCACGAGUAAACAACUUUUUGUCAUGUCGAAAUCACGAGUAAACAACUUUUGUUAAGUCGAAAUCACGAGUAAACAAGAAAGAAAAAAAUAAGAAUGCAUAGCCUCUUAGGGCUUCUGUAAAAAGAACAAUAAUUAAAAGGUAAUAAUGUGGCGGUGUGAUGUCGUGUGAUGGAUUCAGACUCUUCUAUCUCUGCGUUAGAUUUCCACUGGGGUCACUCCAGGUGGCAUGUCUGAAGCGCAGAGCUUUUUCUUAUUCUUCUGUUAGCUAGUUGUACCGUCACACUCACGUAGCUCUCUGUAGCUCUAGGUGUGUUCUUAAAUCCUGGGUUCUCCAGUCCCGGAUAUAUGAACUUCCCAAUCGCCGUGGCGAUUUCUGUAUCCUGGAUUGAACCGGCAACGACAGGCCUGAAUGAAGAGAGUUUGCUGAGUGCGUGCUUCGCUUUGUGGCUUCAUCUAGUUGAUGUCGCACAUGUUUGUGCUAUUAGCACCGAUGUAUUGUACAGGUAUUCGGCGUUCUGUGACAUCUCGCUCCGGCGUAACUUCUCAGGAAGCGCUUUCUACACCAGACCUCAAAGAUUUCAGGGAAUCUUCCAGUUCCUGUCUGAUGCUAAGCGAAGCCAUUGCUGCCUUUCCCGAUCUAAUACGCUAUUUAAAAAAAAAAAACAAUUAUUAAAUUGAAAUGUUUAUUACACCUCACGUAACAUAAGCGGUAUUUUAUGAGGAAUAAACAAUACGAAGAUGCAUCGCAUUGAGAGCCUCUUAUCGAACAAUGUGAUACAGCAUAUCAUUACAGCGCUAGUGCGGAUAUAAAGUCAUUACAGCGAAGAGAAAUCCUUUCUUUUGAAUAACCCGGCUUCCUUUAAGGCUUUAAUUCGCCAUUGCAUUUGAAACUUUAUUGCAGUGUUUUCUGAUUUGCUGUUGCACUUCCGGGUUUUUUACAGACCGCCGUAAAUCGCGCAUCGGAAAUCAAACCGCAUCAGGACGAAGGUCAUGCGUUCCUCGAUCAGCAUCUCGACAUCAGCCUUAAAUAUUCCCUGCUACCUGUCAGUUUAUCCUUCCUAUCAGGGUGCCGUGUGAAUCGUAUUUAAGAUAUCCUUAUCACCGUCUUUGUGUGCGUCACUCACGUUUUGUAUUUAAAUAGCGGAUUUAUACCCGUCUUAAGUUUUCUGCUUGAGCUUCGAGACCACUCAUGCCUAAACUAGCAUGUAUCAGACUUGAAAAUGAAUGUAUUCGGGGUGACAUUUUCCAAAGUGACUUAACGUACUGUGUUUCACUGAUCCGGAAGCUAGCGUUCGGUCCACACCCACCUUCUCCCAGGACAUGAGAAGGAACGCAGAAAGGCGGCCGAGUAAUUUCAGGAAACAUGACGAUCGCAGGUGCAAAGGGCUUCAUUCCAGUGCUUGUUUUUAAAGUGUAAGAAUAGUCGCUUGUAUUUUUCAGAGUCAUUAUUCGCUGUACAAUGAGAAGGCCAGCAUUGUAAAGAGGACGCUUAUUUCCAUGGCUGCAUUCUGUAGAAUUAUUAUUAUUAUUAUUAUUAUUAUUAUUAUUAUUAUUAUUAUUAUUAUUUUGUGUGUGUGUGUAUGUGAGAAAGCUGUGUCAGGUAUUAAGCCUGCUGUAAUUAUGUACAGAAUUUGUGUAAGUUAUUACCGAGAUCCUAGAACAUGAUAGGAACAGAAGAACCUUCAGAGCUAACCAAAUUUUCAUCUUUUCUUCACCAAACAUCAGCAGCAGGAAUCAAUAUGUAUGCUGUUCCUUUCCGGGAGGAUGCAGGGACUGGUUUUGUUUCCAGGAUUACAAAGCACAUGUGGUUUCCUCAGUGUCGAAGCAGUUAACGAAUGACGACGUGUUUUUGUUUUUGUUUUUGUUGUUGUUGUUUGUCUUAUGUGUUAACAUGAUUUUUCUUAAUAAAUAACUCGCUUUUAAUGGAA
Ictalurus punctatus (channel catfish) is the source of this 10764-nucleotide messenger RNA. RefSeq names its product disco-interacting protein 2 homolog A (gene dip2a). The record is from RefSeq and is a predicted model, not a curated record. Lineage: Eukaryota; Metazoa; Chordata; Actinopteri; Siluriformes; Ictaluridae. The transcript is spliced from 39 exons. Gene Ontology annotation, cellular component: cell surface. The coding region runs from base 367 to 5109 and encodes 1580 amino acids.